AUGGGUCUUCGAAACCGAGACGGCCAAGAUAUCAGGCACGUAUGGCAGGACGGUAUCCGAACAUAUUUGGGAACGACAUUUCAUGGAUUUCCCAACACAUUCAUGGUGUAUUCGCCUCAAGCCCCUACAGCUCUCUCGAAUGGCACAACCAUGAUCGAAGCACAGAGUGACUGGGUUGUCUCGACGAUUGCGAAGUUAGAGAAAGAGGGAGUGUGCUCAAUCGAGCCAACCAGGGAGGCGGAGGAGGAAUGGAGUACCCUGAUCGAGGACCUGAACAAGCCGACCUUGUAUCCCUUCACGAACAGUUGGUGGAAUAAACCGAACUUACCGGGCCGGAAAGCUCAGAUCUUGACUCAUCCUGGCGGGAUUGAAAGGUACGAAAGACAAUGCGGGGAGACGCUCGAAGGCUGGAAGGGUUUUGCUUUGGUCUAUAACAACGCAGCCUAG
Exophiala xenobiotica is the source of this 447-nucleotide messenger RNA. RefSeq lists its product as uncharacterized. Lineage: Eukaryota; Fungi; Ascomycota; Eurotiomycetes; Chaetothyriales; Herpotrichiellaceae. The transcript has 2 exons. Bases 1 to 447 code for a protein of 148 amino acids. The record is from RefSeq and is a predicted model, not a curated record.